This is a messenger RNA of Ambispora leptoticha, 741 nucleotides long. The record is from the annotation of a GenBank genome assembly. NCBI's taxonomy places the organism in Eukaryota, Fungi, Glomeromycota, Glomeromycetes, Archaeosporales, Ambisporaceae.
AUGACACAAAAGUUACCGAUUUUCGAGGUUUGUGUGGAUUCAGUUUCCUCGGCAAUUAAUGCAGAAAAAGAAUGUGCAGCCCGCAUUGAAUUAUGUGAUAAUUUAAGUGAGGGUGGAACUACACCAAGUUCAGGAAUGAUCGCGACAGUUCGAAAAUAUGUUAAAAUCCCAAUUAUGGUGAUGAUAAGACCCAGGGGAGGUGAUUUUUGCUAUAGUGAUCACGAAUUUGAGGUUAUGUGUGCGGAUAUCGAACACGCAAAAUCACUUGGAGCGGAUGGCGUGGUUUUUGGCAUUCUCCUAAAAGACGGGCGUAUUGAUGUCCAAAAGACUGGUCAGUCUAGCCAAGCCCAUGUUAGAGCGUUUGAUAUGUGCAAAGACCCGUAUCAAUCACUCGAGGAUAUUAUUGCGAUUGGUGGAAUACAACGAGUAUUGACGAGCGGCUGCGACAGCACAGUAUUAGAAGGUCUCGAAAAAAUAGCGCUUUUAGUAGAACAAGCGAGGGAUCGGAUAAUCGUAAUGCCUGGCGGAGGGAUUCGCAAGACAAAUAUAAAACGAAUACUUAAAGAAAUCAAAUUGAAAGAAAUACACGUAUCAGCUAGUGCAUCUGUAUCUUCAUCAAUGGAAUAUAGGACUGGGAAUGUUCAUAUGGGCAGACCCAUCUAUAAUGACGAAUUCACAAUAAACACGAUAGAUCGACAAAAACUUCGUGAUAUGAUGAAGACUGCAAAGGAAAUUAAUUAA